Molecule: messenger RNA, 2789 nt
Organism: Rhineura floridana
Lineage: Eukaryota; Metazoa; Chordata; Lepidosauria; Squamata; Rhineuridae
Gene: SLC45A2
Product: solute carrier family 45 member 2
Cellular component (GO): membrane
Molecular function (GO): sucrose:proton symporter activity
Source: RefSeq, a predicted model, not a curated record
AUGCCCGACAGAUCACACUCCCAGAAAAGCCCAAUGACUCCAACCAGGCAGGAUUUUGGUGGGCCGCUUCCACUCCCCUGUGAGUUGGGCACUGCCAGCAUGGACUGCAGCAGUGGGGGGAAAGAAACCAUGCUGCUCUGCUUGGCAGGCGGAGACCCUUUUCGGCCAGUGGAGCCCCCUAAGAAGGCAAUGGGGAGACUGGUUAUGCACAGCAUGGCCAUGUUUGGCCGAGAGUUCUGCUAUGCUGUGGAGGCUGCCUUUGUCACGCCUGUGUUGCUCAGUGUGGGGCUCCCCAAAAGCCUUUAUAGCCUGGUGUGGCUUAUUAGCCCCAUCCUUGGUUUUGUGCUGCAGCCUGUGGUAGGCUCGGCCAGCGACUACUGCACUUCCGGUUGGGGCAAGCGAAGACCUUACAUCCUGGCCCUUGGCAUUAUGAUGCUGGUGGGGAUGGCUUUGUACCUCAACGGAGACGCAGUAGUCUCAGCUUUGGUUGCAGACAGAGGCACCCAGAGGACUUGGGCUAUAGUGAUUACCAUGCUGGGAGUGGUGCUCUUUGAUUUUGCUGCUGACUUUAUUGAUGGUCCCAUCAAGGCGUAUUUAUUCGAUGUCUGCUCUCACCAGGACAAAGAGAAAGGGCUCCAUUAUCAUGCCCUCCUGACAGGUCUGGGAGGGGCCCUUGGCUACCUUACAGGUGCUAUUGAUUGGGAGCAUACUGUCCUGGGAAAAUAUCUGGGAUCAGAAUUCCAGGUGAUGUUCUUUUAUGCAGCUCUUGUGUUCCUGAUCUGUCUUACUGUACACUUGUGCAGUAUUCCUGAAACAUCUCUCGCCAUCAAGGUAGAAUCUGAAGCCCUGCUAAAAGCAGCUCCACCCUAUCAAUAUGGCUCCAUAGGAAAAGUCAAGAAUGAUUAUUUGAACAGUGGAUAUAAUGAAAUAGGUAUUUUAUCUCAGCAAGGGAAGCCCACCAUAAAACAAGACAUUCAGGUUCGGAGGCAGAUGACCAUUAAGUCCCUCCUAAAAGCACUUUUAAGCAUGCCCUCCCACUACCGCUGUUUGUGUGUGAGCCAUUUGAUGGGAUGGACAGCUUUCCUUUCCAACAUGCUCUUCUUCACCGAUUUUAUGGGGCAGAUUGUGUUCAAUGGUGAUCCUUACGCACCUCAUAACUCCACAGCUUAUCUAACCUACGAGAGGGGGGUAGAGAUUGGAUGCUGGGGGAUGUGCAUCAAUGCAAUUUCUUCCUCACUUUAUUCCUAUUUGCAGAAAGCCCUUCUACCUUACAUUGGAUUAAAAGGACUUUACUUCAUUGGAUACCUGCUUUUUGGACUGGGCACUGGGUUUAUCGGACUCUUUCCCAAGGUGUAUUCUACUUUGGCUCUGUGUUCCCUCUUUGGUGUAAUGUCCAGCACAUUAUACACCGUACCAUUCAACCUCAUUGCUGAUUAUCACAAGGAGGAAGAAUGUCAGAUGGGAGGAGGUGAAGAGCACAGCCGAGGAAAGGGAGUGGACUGCGCUGCCCUCACUUGCAUGGUUCAGCUGGCCCAGACCAUUGUUGGGGUGGGCCUGGGCUUCAUGGUCAGUGCCGCUGGCAGUGUGGUGGUGGUCGUGAUCUCCGCCUCUGCAGUUGCUUUAAUGGGUUGCUGCUUUGUAGCGUUCUUUGUGCGUUACGUGGAAGGAAACAAUAAAUAGUUGAUGCUCGGGAAAAGCUGUGGUCUUUGACAAAGGGUGGGGCACUGUUGUUCUCUGGUUAUAUUUAUAUGGUACUGCAUCCAUACUGAUCUUUUCUGUAGCAACUCUUUUCUUUCUUUGUGUUUGUGCUGGGAACAUUUGUGGGCACCAGUUCUCCCACACAGUUUGGGCCCCUCUAUGCCAUGGACUUAAACCAGCUUAAAAGGCAUCCCUCCUCAAGGAAUUAUGCCUUCUGCAUUUCUGUGGUGGGGACUGGGAGUCUUUAACAAACCGGGAUGGGCUAAUUUCAGUCUUGCCCAGUCUUCUUUUCUUUUCUUUUUUUAAAAAAACCAAGAACCCCAGAGGUCCACUGGUGAGUUUUCCAGUUUACAAAGCCACAGUGCAUAUUUAGGCUUUCAUUAGGGGGGUUUCCAAAUUGGGGCUUAAGAUUGCAAAUGGGUUGUUCAGAAAGCACAAACAGGUAAUUAGCAACAGGUUUUUUUAAAGAAAAAACCUCACUGCAUUUCCUUCAGAAAGAGUAAAUCCAGAUUAAAUGAAGGAAUAUGGGUUGGCAUUUUGAUGCCAAUGACGUUGUGUGGACACUGCAAAAUGCUUGCAUGCAUGAAGAGCACUGAUUCCACAAUAAACACCUGUCUGAUAGCACCCUUAUACUGUUAAGGCGUAACUCAUCUGUGUUAAGCAGUCCUGAGUGUGUGCUCUUGUUUCAGAAUUGUCUUGUUAAAUCAGACCAAAAUACAUCUAGACCAGCAUUUUUUUUGAACCAGUAGAUGCCAUAGCUCAAUGGCAGAGCACAUAUUUGGCAUGCAAAAUGUCCUGGGUUCAGUCCCUGGCAUCUCCAGAUAGGGCUAGAAAAGACUGUCUGGAAUCCCAGAGAACGUCUGCCACCCCAUAAAUUUAAAGCACUCACAUAGUACUUAGACAGUCAUGGCUUUCCCCAGUGGCGUCACUAGGGUUGGUGUCACCCGGUGCGGUAACUCAUGGUGUCACCCUCAUGGACCUCCUCCCGUAUCAGACCAUACAGAAUCCUUAGUAAUGUUUUUUGUACUAAUGUUACUCGUAAAUCGUAAUUCCCAUAUAUCACUGAAUGUAAUGGCAAUAGUAGUGACGUA